CAUCCAGGUUCCACUUCCGAAGGCGGUGACAAACUAUCCCCCGCGUCCCUCAAGCCCGGCGUCACAGCAGCUCAUCACGUCGGGACCAGCUUCAAAUAGCCCCAGCAGUGGAACGUUAACACACUGUCGAUGUGGAUGGAGGAAUGCAAAGCUCACUGGAGAGGCGUGAUCUCUACGGAUGCCAUGCUGGACUCGAUGCCAAAGGCUACCACCGAGGACGAUGCAUGCAUCGCGAAGAUCGUGGAACUGGGCCAGUCUGCGUUGGACCGAGCCCGACAGUCACGCGACGAGUUGGACGCCAUAAACGCCGCGAUCCAUCCUCGGCCUCGCAAGAAUGGUGACAAGAGAAAGGCCCGGAAGCGGAACGAGCAGUCGCUGGUCAAGACGAUGACCACAUAUUUCGCUGACAUCACGCAAAACUUCGACGACGCACAUAAGCCUUACUUCAGAGACUCUCAUGCAGAGCUGAUACCCUGUGUGGACGAUCCCGAAGAACACGAUCUGGCGCCUGAGCUAUGUGGGACACGACCAGGGAUCGCGGCCGAUCACAGGCUCACUUGGCGUGAAAUUGGGUUCGUUGCCGAAAUCAAGGACAACUUGCACAUCAUCGUGAAACGCACCGGCUUGGAUAAAAGGGCUCGUGACCAGCAAACUGACCCGGACGACAAGGACUGCAACGAGGACGAGGACGGCAGCAAAGACGACGAGGACGGCGAUGUCGACCACGGCGAUACAGAUCCUGCUGAGUACAGGCUGACCCAGGGCAAAGAGGGCAGCGAGGCGUACGUGCAGUUGGCGAAGAGUGCAAGGAACAUGCUCCUCGCGUCGGGCGGCUUAUACGUCUAUCUGCUGUUCAUUGUCGGUCGUGCCGCCCACAUCGUUCGCUACGACCGCUCUGGCUGGACAGCGACUCCUCCGAUCUACUGGAGCGAAGAAAAAACAAUUCUGCCCCGGUUCUUGCUUCGACUAUAUAAUCCACCCGAAGGACCACAGAACAGCCCGGGGCGCAUGCUCGGCGACGACUUCACGAUCUCUCCGCUCACCGAGAAGGAGAAGAUGGCUCUGCAAGCGGCAUUGGACAGGAAGGAGAACAGUUAUGCAUCUGACUUGGCACAGGUCGACGGUGAUCUCACGGAGAGGAGUGUUUCCAUGAUUGCUGUCCAAUUCGUCGAUGGUUCUGACGGCGGGCGCCAGCACCAGCUUGUGCACUGCUUCACGUUUGGCCAACCGCUCUGGGUCUCGCAUGGACUAUUUGGUCGUGCCACGAAAGUGAUCCGCGUCGUUCUGGAGUGCGAUCUGAACAGCGACAAUCCAACGAUCUACGCGCUCAAGGACUCGUGGCGUGAAGGCUGUCGCCGGCCUGAGGUGGACUACUACGAUGUGGUUGAUGAUUACCGCCGCAAAAACGCCGAAUUUGUGUCCGGACUUGGACCGAGCAAGUCGGUGGCCAAAUGCCACGGCUCGAUUGACCUGUCGCUCACUCUCGCAAAUUCGGCCCCCAGGACAUCAGCGAAAUGGGACUGUGGAUCUCACCGUACGACCUCCGUCUCUCACUUGGGAGAGCGCGCCAGAGAUCUGAUCCGAUACCACACGCGCAGUCUGCUGACACCGAUUGGUGUCCGCGCCGAGAGAUUCAAAUGUGUGAGGGACGUUGUUUCUAUAGUUUUCGAAGGUCUGAUGGAUGCAUGGAUUGCAGACCUUGCAGGGGUGAGACAUCGAGAUAUCAGCGACGGCAAUGUCAUGGUCGACAAAGUGCUUCGUUCAGGAUUCCUGCUCGAUUACGACUACGCGGAAUUCUCACCAGAGGGUCUUGCUGCAUUUGCUGAGCUAUCCAAAGACCGAGCCAGGCAGGAUGAUCAUCUUUACCAGAACAUCGACAAGAGCCUGAAAGAGAUCACGGGAACACCUCCUUUCCUGGCUCUGGAACUUGCAUUUGACACAGGUGUCGCUCACGGAGCUCAUCAUGACAUCGAGUCCUUUUAUUGGCUGUUGAUCUGGAUCAUCCUGCGGCACACUCCUCCAGAAUUCCAUGGUCACAGCCCAUACAAAUUCGCAGAAUUAUUUGGUUUUCACUCUCCGGACAAGAAAAACACAUGGAUAACUCAAAACGAAUGCAUUGGACCGCCCAAUUCACCCCUCCGAUCACUCACUCUUCAAUGGGUCUUGGAGGUCAAAGAGCAGAACCGCGUCGUGGCUCCGACACUGGAACAAUUGUCUCCAAGCCUGGCAGACGAUACCGACAGCAGUGGCGAAGAGAGCGACAGUGCUCCUGUCGAACCUGCAAAGCCACCGAAGAAGAUGGCCUUUCGCUCUGUCCACAAAUUUAUCAAAAAACGGCUUGCCGUUAAAGGCUGGGAUACGAUGCCGCACGAUUGUUGGGUCGAAUACAUACCCCCUUCUAGCCACAGGACCACUGCGAUUCGUCAGCACGACGCUCGCGCUCUCAAGGCUCUCUAGCGCGAAUCGAUCUCCAGUCCCACGGCCUUGGGAUCGCUGCCUCAAAACAGAGGAUCCAAGCGAGAGUCAGAGGAUACUGGUUUGCAGGCCAGCAGAAAGCGUGUCAAAGUCGGAAGCUAGGACGAGCGAGUCGGACGUUCCGUCUGCUUCGAGUAGAAUACCACGUCCCACACAUUCUUUCUUGGUUCACAGGUGUCAGUCAAGGUCUUCCUGUCAUCUUUGACGUAUGUACGUCAGACCGGAUGAUGGGAAAAGUCCCAGGGAAGGCUUAAAGUGUACUACGAAAAUGGAGGACCAUGAACGAUGUUGCUCACGAUUCUCGUGCUGCUUACCCUGUCUGCUGCUUGCUCUGGCGCCCUGCACAAGUCCUACAGGCGUGCAACCUUCACCGUCAAGGCGUUGAAUGUGGCUCUUCCCAAAGCAGAACUUUCUUCUCAUACCACAUACUUCGCCGACCUCACGAGUCG
Molecule: messenger RNA, 2924 nt
Organism: Mycena citricolor
Lineage: Eukaryota; Fungi; Basidiomycota; Agaricomycetes; Agaricales; Mycenaceae
Source: the annotation of a GenBank genome assembly